Molecule: messenger RNA, 939 nt
Organism: Prorocentrum cordatum
Lineage: Eukaryota; Dinophyceae; Prorocentrales; Prorocentraceae
Source: the annotation of a GenBank genome assembly
GGCGCGAACGCGCCGCGACGCGCGCUGCGCACGAUGCAAUUUGGCAACCGGGCUGCGCCAUGUUCAACGCUCUGGGCCGAGGGCGGAAUGCCCAAUGGAUAACCGAAGUCGAUCCAACUCGCGUUUCGCGGCGCUCUGGCGGCCGUUGCCCGCUCGGGAGCACAUCGUUUGGUGUCUUCGAACACGUUCGAAGACUGGGAACCGCUAUCUGGCGUGUACGUGGAUGGCCCGACGGAUAUGUACGGCCAACCGGACGAUCGUCUACCCAAUGGACAUACUAUCCUCCUGGUGCAAUUCCGAAAGGUGGCUUCGAGCCGCACGUAUUUGGAGUAUGAUUCGCUCUCGGAGGGCAUGGACGGCCUGUGCCAGCUGUACGAGCAGGCGCUGAAGAUGCAGCACGCCGACAAGGCCACGGCCAAGUAUUCCCUGGAGGAAUUGUGGCAGUUCGUCGACGAUCUGCAGGACAUCGUCUGCCUCAUCCACGAUGCGCGCGGGGGCGACUAUCUGCCGCAUGGCCGCGCCUGGAUCAAGAAGCAGGUGCUGAAUCAUCUGAAAGGCCAGCUGCCAGCUCUUCCGUAGGCCUCCUUGCGCGAACCGAUUGCCCAGCCUAACGCUGGCCGAGACCCGCGAUGAGUCUCUGCGGCAUGCGGCAUGGAGCAAGUCAAGGGUGCCCCGCUGCUUGCAUGACAGCAGAGCUGGUGUAGCCGUCGCUCGCUGCCGCUGUCAUCGUUCUCACCAUGUUGGAGUUUCUGGGCUGCUCCCGUCAGAGAGGUCCUAUUCUGGAGUUGCCCCGGGCUGCAGGCGGGUGCCCGGGGGGCAGUGUCGCUGUCGGAAUGGUUCCCACCCGAGAGGGACUGGCGCCUCGAGGCGCUCUCCAGGCUGUGAGAGAGGGCCCCUGCCCGUCUGGCCUCGGGGGGCUCCUCACAGGUCUGUGUUCGG